Molecule: messenger RNA, 855 nt
Organism: Mya arenaria
Lineage: Eukaryota; Metazoa; Mollusca; Bivalvia; Myida; Myidae
Exons: 1
Coding region: 1-855 (284 amino acids)
Source: RefSeq, a predicted model, not a curated record
AUGCCAAUUCUAAACACUGAAGAACCAGAACACCUCAAGGUAAGGCAAUAUUCACCUGUGAACACUGAAGACCCAGAACACCGUGAAGUCAAAUAUUAUUCAUCUAUGAACACUGAAGAACCUGAACAACGAUAUGUAAAACACUAUUCUCAUGUGAACACUGAAGAAUCAUUAAACUGUGAGGUGAAGCAUAAUUCACCUAUGAACACAGAAGAACCAGAACGCCGUGAGGUAAGGCAAUAUUCACAUGUGAACACUGAAGAACCAGAACGCUGUAAGGUAAGGCAAUAUUCACCUGUGAACACUGAAGACCCAGAACUCCGUGAAGUCAAAUAUUAUUCAUCUAAGAACACUGAAGAACCCGAAAAACGAUAUGUAAAACACUAUUCUCAUGUGAACACUGAAGAAUCAUUAAACUGUGAGGUGAAGCAUAAUUCACCUAUGAACACAGAAGAACCAGAACGCCGUGAGGUAAGGCAAUAUUCACAGGUAAGGCAAUAUUCACCUGUGAACACUGAAGAACCAGAACGCCGUAAGGUAAGGCAAUAUUCACCAGUGAACACUGAAGAACCAGAACACCGUGAAGUCAAAUAUUAUUCAUCUAUGAACACUGAAGAACCCAAACAACGAUAUGUAAAACACUAUUCUCAUGUGAACACUGAAGAAUCAUUAAACUGUGAGGUGAAGCAUAAUUCACCUAUGAACACACAAGAACCAGAACCCCGUGAGGUAAGGCAAUAUUCACCUGUGAACACUGAAGAACCAGAACGCUGUGAGGUAAGGCAAUAUUCACCUGUGAACACUGAAGAACCAGAACACCGUGAGGUACGGCAAUAUUUACAUGUGAACACUUAA